GUUUGUGGAUGUAGCAGGUAACUGUCUUGAAUUUCAGAUCACAAUUUCAGGAACCAUUCGCCAACCUCGGGAGCCAUGGAAUACCAGUCGAACGUGAUCAACUCACAGCCUCAGGUCACCGUCACCCAGUACACUGUGUCGUCUGGGUCAUCGGAGUGGAGUUCAAAUGUGUGCGACUGCUGCGAAGACUGCGGCAUCUGUCUUUGUGCAACGUUUGUUCCCUGUAUCCUGGCCUGCAAGGUGGCUCAGGAUAAUGACGACAGCUGCUGCGUGCCCUUCCUGCCUGGUGCCAUGAUUGCUUUAAGGACAAGCAUCCGCAGCAGAUACCGCAUUGGAGGCUCAGUGUGUGACGACUGGCUGGUCAUGGCCUGCCUGCCGCUGUGUGGACUGUGUCAAAUGGCACGGGAGCAGAAGAUGAGAGGAUGAAAACAAGGGACUUUGUGUUAUUUUCAGGUUACAAAGCAAAAGGAUAUGUGGAAAUUUGCAUUCAGUUGCCUUGAAACAACUUCUGUAUAUGAAAUUCAACUUUUAAAUGUAUUGGCAUGACUGUAAUUAGGUAUGUAAUUGGCUAAACAGUAAGAAUAACAGCCUGAUCAUCACACUUAACUGCCAGUGAAUAUUGUUUUUUUUUUUAUCAUCCUAUAUUGUUGUAUAUUAUAUACAUAUUUGAAAACAAUUGAAAUUCCAGCAGCAUGUUACAGACUUGGAACCAGGCUAAAUAUUUCAGAUCUUUCAUAACAGGUUAAACAGCGACACACUGUGCUGAAACUGUCUUUAUGCAAGGUACCAAUAAAAAAAUGGAAAAAGGAACUGCUCAGAUUUACAGCAACCAUGACUUUUUUUGUACAGUAAAUCCACAAGCCAGUAAUGAUGAGUUCACACACAUUAUUUAUUUUAGAACGGAAUAGUGUCUUUUUUGUUUCUGUAAAAGGAAUGUUUCAAAGAUAUUGUAAAUUCACUCAAGCAACAUUAUUUCAAUUAAACCAAUUAGAAUUA
Messenger RNA from Stegastes partitus (bicolor damselfish), 996 nucleotides. RefSeq names its product cornifelin (gene cnfn). Bases 76 to 426 code for a protein of 116 amino acids. Lineage: Eukaryota; Metazoa; Chordata; Actinopteri; Pomacentridae. The transcript has 4 exons. The record is from RefSeq and is a predicted model, not a curated record.